CAGCAAAAAGAGUACCAUGAAAGUUCCUGUCACACUCAAAAAAUGUCUUCUCUGUGUCCUCUGCUUGAGCUUACAGACAUAAUUCUCCCAAGAUUGUGGGGAAUUGCUAGCUACAGCUUCAAGUACAGAGCAGUCUUGGUUCCAAGCAAUGAAGCCUUGACACAAGAAGAUGGAGUUGGAGGACACAAAGUCUUCAUCGCACAGUGAGGGAUAUCCAAGAACUCCAACAUGAGUAUCCCCGUCGUACUACCUAACUUUGACUCGAAAGACGUUUGUCUCCCAACGUCCACUAUUUCUUAGUGGUAGGAAGACCUAGCAACUGUCCAUGGGACUUCCAGUUAACGAAGCUGCAGAGAAGGGUCUUCUUGUGCAUAUAUAGUUAAUAGCUUUAUACAUAUAUAUAUAUAUAUGGUCAUGGCGAUCUCUAUAUACUUGUCAUUUUAUCUAGAUUAUGAAGUAGUCGAAGCAUAUCACAGAUGCAAGAAACUGCCAUCACACUCACCUGUAAAAGACGUCUAAUCCUUGCCUCGAAGAAACUGGCAUCAGGUCCGAACUCGAAGGAUGAGCCAAUGCAAUGUACGUCGCCACCUUUAAUUGCUGGCUUGACAAAUGGUGGUCACUCACUGCGUCAAAAAGGUCAUGGGGGGAGUGGAGUCAUCACUGCUACUUUGUGCGCCAGAGAAGACGGCGUCUUGUUUCAUCCCAUUGGAUUUCGCAUACGACGGACACAGCAGUAAUCCUGUCGAUCACCAAUCACUCGAUAAAAAUCUACAGUAGCCAGAGACGACAUCUUGAUGACAAGUACCGAUCCUCACAGGCACGAUGGGGUGAGCUAUCACUGAACUGCUUAAGACCAGAAGUGAGAACUAAUCAAGCAACAUUGAAGUGUGAAGAUCACAUCCUAAAGUCCUUUUUCUUCUUGAGGAAGAAGGCGUUUCUUUGACGGCUUGUAGUGUGCCAUCACACUGUCCUCUUCCCUUGUAUGCCAAGAAUAGAUGUGAUCGUGUAGGGAGUAGAGAAAACUUUCGAUCUGCUCUUACUUGCUCGAGGCUUCUAUAAAUCUGAAAAAUGUCAUUCGAUGAUUCGGCUUGAUGGAACAGAAGGAGAGGGAUUUUAUCUGAUGGAAUGCCACAUACAAGCACAGUAGCCACCAACCCCUCGACGGCAAGUGUUCUUACCGUCCACAUCUCCUCCAUCGUCAGCCAACCAUUGGAAUUGGGUGAUAAAGAGUGAAGAAGUCCAAAAGGAGCCUACAACAGUCCCCCACCUUGCUUUCCGAUCCAUCGAAUUUGAUUCCUUCACCAUUCCUCCAACCAAAGGAGAGUUCUUCUCUCUCUCUCUCUCUCUCUCUCUCUCUCUCUCUCUUCGCCCAGAUACUCUCUGCUCUGUGAGUUGUUCAUGGCCGCCACUGAUAACCAACCGACUUGGGUUCCGUAUGUGCCAACGAGAGAUUGCUCUAUGGGCUUCUGUAGCGUCUACUGCCCUCAGUGGUGCUACACCAUCUUCCCUCCCCCUCCCACGUUAGAGUUCUCCGAUGGUAGCUCCGGCGUGACCUUCUCCCCUUUCGUGAUCGCCAUCAUCACCGUUCUCGCUACCGCCUUGCUUCUUAUCUGCUACUACACCAUCGUCUCUAAGCACUGCGGCGCCUUCAACUCGCUGCAAAGGCGAUUCCAACCCAGGGGCAACGACAACGUUGAGCUCGACGAUGAUGCUGCCGGCCUAUCUCAGGCCCAGGAAGCUUCGAAUGCUUCCCAGUCGAACGGGCUUGAUGAGGCAUUGAUCAGCAAGAUCGCAGUCCACAAGUACCGGAAAGGCGAGGUAUCGGUGCAGGGCACCGAUUGCUCCGUUUGCCUCAGCGAAUUCCGGGAGGAUGACAGCCUGCGGUUGCUCCCCAAGUGCAGCCACGCGUUUCAUGUGCAGUGCAUCGAUACAUGGUUGAGAUCACACUCCAAUUGCCCUCUCUGCCGAACCAGUAUCGUCUCUAUGAAUCCAACGAUGCCAGCCACUCGGGAACCAGUGAACGAUCAUCAUCAGGUGGAAGAAAUGGUCAUGGUUGUAGCAGAGACAGUCGCCGGCGCGGAAGAGGAGAUGGAGCGCGGAAGUAGUGGUGAUGCAGCGAAGCAUCCUUCCCGAAUUUACUGUGAUUCGGGAGGGAUGGAGGAGAGACACACUGUGGUUGAGAUCAGAGAUGAUGAUGAUGAUGAUAUCCAAUCAAUUAGGCGAUCAUUCUCGAUUGAUGCUUCGCAUCAUGGACGGCUUUCGAUCGCGGGCGUCCAGAGGAUGAGCACGGGGGACGAACAGUUAGCUGCAACCGGUGCCAGUUCGUCGAGUCCAGCUGCAGGGAAUCACAGCAAGGGCAUCAGUGGCAGAUGGAAAGGAAGGCAAUGAGCUCCCAACGUAAGAUUCUGCUUCCGAGUAGGACACCUGGAAUCGUCGAAGCAGAAGAAGCGGAACAUCCAGCAUCCUAAACCAUGUCCAAUUGAGAAUACAAAGAAAGAAAGAUCGAGGCUUUUUGGAGCAGCAGCUCUUAUUGCAUUGUAAACAUGUAUAUGGCUUGAAUGGCCUCUCUUGUUCCGCAACAUCAACAGAGUCCACGCCUGUUCCUCUGUUUU
This is a messenger RNA of Musa acuminata AAA Group (dessert banana), 2612 nucleotides long. Its product is annotated as E3 ubiquitin-protein ligase Os04g0590900. The record is from RefSeq and is a predicted model, not a curated record. The coding region runs from base 1399 to 2388 and encodes 329 amino acids. Gene Ontology annotation, molecular function: transferase activity. Gene Ontology annotation, biological process: protein ubiquitination. The transcript is spliced from 2 exons. Lineage: Eukaryota; Viridiplantae; Streptophyta; Magnoliopsida; Zingiberales; Musaceae.